UAUGACAAUGUGGUAUGGAGUUCUGACUAUUAAAGCAAAGCAAAAAUUGAGUGGUUCAUGUAGCUAGUGCAAUUGUAGUUAAGACACAAAGGAAACUGGAUAAUAUAUAUUUAUCAAAAGUUCAACAAAAAGCAUUGGUUAUUAGAGGUUUCCUCUCAUCCAUUACAUUCUCAAUUUCAGUUGUUACAAUCAAGGAGACAUUUUAGACAACCUCCAGCCAGUAAAAAUGUGUAUUAUAUGAAGUUUUUUUUUUUUUUUUGCAAACUUUUAAAUGUUGAGACACGGAAAUGAGUAGGUGUGGACAUGGAUGCAUAUAUUUUAUAUGUACACAUGGGAAUGCCAUUGUUUUAUAUCUUUCUUUCUUUUCUUUUCUUAUAUAUAUAUAUAUAUAUAUAUAUAUAUAUAUAUAUAUAUAUAUAAUGUUGUGUUGGUGUCCUUGUGUAUGGUGUAUAGUGAAGCCAAAGGCAAAUUUCCACUUGGGGACAAGUCUAAAGUCUGUACUGCAUAACCCGAUCACCAAAAGGGGGUGGGUUUUGGAGACAUAUGUGUUGGAGGGAAGUUCAGUGAUUGGCUUGAAAUCUUAACAGACUGUCAACCAAUGAGCGACGAGAACGUUCGCUUAAAGGCAGUACAUUGAAACCAAUGUUUUCCAUUCUUUCAGCGUCAUUUGAAGAAGUAGCUGUAAUCAACAGUAAAAAUGAGUGGAAGAGGUAAAACCGGAGGCAAAGCGAGAGCCAAGGCAAAGACUCGCUCAUCCAGGGCAGGACUGCAGUUCCCCGUCGGCCGUGUUCACAGGCUUCUCCGCAAAGGCAAUUAUGCUGAGCGCGUCGGUGCUGGUGCUCCUGUUUAUCUGGCGGCUGUGCUCGAGUAUCUUACCGCUGAGAUCUUGGAGUUGGCUGGAAAUGCCGCUCGGGACAACAAGAAAACCCGUAUCAUCCCCCGUCAUCUGCAGCUGGCGGUGCGCAACGACGAAGAGUUGAACAAACUUUUGGGCGGAGUGACCAUCGCUCAGGGCGGUGUGCUGCCCAACAUCCAGGCUGUGCUGCUGCCCAAGAAAACCGAGAAACCCGCCAAAUCCAAAUAAGCGGUCACAAGUCUAUCUUAUUGAAACCCAAAGGCUCUUUUAAGAGCCACC
Molecule: messenger RNA, 1135 nt
Organism: Ctenopharyngodon idella (grass carp)
Lineage: Eukaryota; Metazoa; Chordata; Actinopteri; Cypriniformes; Xenocyprididae
Product: histone H2A
Exons: 1
Coding region: 698-1084 (128 amino acids)
Cellular component (GO): nucleosome
Molecular function (GO): DNA binding; protein heterodimerization activity; structural constituent of chromatin
Source: RefSeq, a predicted model, not a curated record